AUGGCCUCUAGUUCGGUCAAUAACAAACAGUCGAAGACGCACACUCGCAUGGUGCAGCCCGCGUUACCACUGGCCCUGGGGUCGAGGCCUCGAAAGGGUAAACCUGUCGCAGUUCAGCCUGACCCCGGGUCUGAGGUGGUUGACUCAGAGCCCACACCCCCAACCCAUGUCAAUGGUGGAGUCCCUGAUACAGAGACGCAGUCUGUUGCGGAGGGUCCUAGUACUGAGGUGCAUGAAGACACGAGUUCUCAGCGGAAAGAAAGUCCUCCCGUCGCAGGAAAAUCACAACCAGUCACCCCGCGCAGCGCUCCACCUGAGGAACUUGCAACUUACUCUGAAAGUCCUGUUGUAGAAGAAAAAGAGGUGGAUAAUACCUUGACUAGUCAGGAUGUCGAGACUAAUGUCGGACAUGGACCAGUGGCCGAAGCAGCAAACAAUCACACAGCAGAUGACAGCGGUCAAAUUUCUGUCCAAGAGCCAGAGGGAGAACAAGAAAACAGCGUCGAAACGAACGGCCACUUUCCAGAUCCUACCAAUGGUCCAGUCGAAGACGCUCGCGAUGAAGAGCCAGCAGUCCCCUCUGGUCCUCAACCCUCCGAAAAGACCGACAAAUCUCCCUCUACACCUCUCUAUGUGAAUGGAACCGGCUCAUCAGGCUCCACGCCGACAGAGAAUGAGGUCUUUCCACCACAGCAGGAACUGCCCAACCAUGAUGAGCCGCUCAAUCGUACUGACGAGAGCGCGCGAGCUGAUUCUACUGCGGAGGCCAUUCGCGAACGAGGAAUGAAUGGUUACCAUCAAUCAGCAACCACUGCGUUUGUUCAGCCUGCGACCGUGUCACGGUCAUUUAACGCUCUUCCCUCACUUCAAGAGCAUUUGCUUCUGCUCAACGCGACGAAAGAAGGUGUCGACAUCCUCAUCCAGAUCAACCCGAGCAACGCGCAGCCUUUUGUCAGCUACGCGCACUCAGUCAUUCUCUUCCGCAGCCUACGUCUACGAAGGCUGGUGACCCGUCAACAACAAGCUAAUCACAAUUAUGGCAGCAACGUUUUAACCCUUUAUCCAGCUCGCUAUGUCAUGCCACAUGCCUUUGAGGCGGCGUUACGUUUCCUCUACUCUGACACAGUUCUGGGAAAGGACUUUUUUGCCCAACCGCACCCUGGCGGAGACUACCAGUCUAUCAGAGUCCACAACCUCGACUAUCUCCUGUCAUAUUGGGUUUCUGGUAUCGAACUUGGUCUUGAGCCAGUCUCUAUCUGUGCAGAACGACUUCUGAACAACUACCUGGACUGGGAUAUUCUUGAGAUCACUUACAAGUAUGCAAUGGAGCUUGCCAGCUCGCCUUCCUCGUCCCACGGCAAGGCCAUGACCGGCUCCGAUUACAUCGUUGCCAGCAGCUCCAUUGUUAAGCAGAUCCUUCAGUUCUUGGCCAAUCAUAUCGACAUCAAGAAUUUCAAGCUGGUCACUGCCUUGAACCACACCCUAGUCCCUUCACGUCUCCCCCAAGUUGAAGACGGUCGUCCUAAGCACAACCCAGCACUAGCCUCUAUGGUGUUUGGCUCCAUGCCAUCAUCUGCGGAUAUGUCACCAUCUUCGCCACAGUCUGAGAUCCUCCCUACCGGAUCCAAUUUCAAAGACACCGUCGCCUCGAACAUUUUGCUGAAUGUCGAUUUCGAAAAUCUCUUCGCGUUCAACAACUUUAUCCAAGCACCCACCAUCCGAGAUGCUGCAACCACCAAACUCAUGGUUGAUGUGGUCACCGAACGCGAACUCCGCCGCCAGAGAAUCCACGACUCCCGCGUCCCCAACAAAGAACGCAUGGCGAAUUCGGCAGCGUGGGAACCGGUCGGCAUCAAAGAGCUGAUCCUGGAAACCAACGUGCUUCACCGCGACCGUGUAGGUUUCUUGGUUUCAUCCAAAUGGGCAGAAAAUGAGGCAAAAGUGAGGACGUAA
Molecule: messenger RNA, 1953 nt
Organism: Cladophialophora carrionii CBS 160.54
Lineage: Eukaryota; Fungi; Ascomycota; Eurotiomycetes; Chaetothyriales; Herpotrichiellaceae
Exons: 2
Coding region: 1-1953 (650 amino acids)
Source: RefSeq, a predicted model, not a curated record